AUGGACGUCCUCCUCCAUUGUGCAGACGAGUACGUUCUCGAUAAUCUCUACUCAAAGAUCUUGUCCACACCUGCUUUCUCUGGCAACAAUACUGUUUUCGCCCCAACAACGGCUGAAUGGACUCGUGACAAUGACUGGCGCAUCGUCCUCUCAUUGUCAGUCUUGGUGACGCUUGGUGGCUGGUUCUUUUAUCUUGCAGCAGCAACCUUCUCUUAUUACUUUAUCUUUGAUCAUGAGACGAUGAAGCAUCCCAAAUUCCUCAAGAACCAAGUACGUCUUGAGAUCGAUUGUGCUGUAAAGGCUGUUCCUGGUUUUGCAUUGCUCACCGUGCCCUGGUUUUGGGGCGAAGUCAAGGGAUACUCAAAGCUCUACGAUGGCAUGCCAACCACUACCUAUGAAUGGGUCUAUUUCCUUGUUAGCAUGCCUCUUUUCCUCUUCUUCACCGAUUGCGGCAUCUACCUUGUUCAUCGUGCUCUUCAUUCAAAACUCCUCUACAAGCGUUUGCAUAAGCCCCACCACAAAUGGAUCGUGCCAACGCCUUUUGCUUCGCAUGCAUUCCACCCAUUGGAUGGCUAUCUCCAAUCUGUGCCAUAUCAUCUCUAUGUUUACUUGUUCCCUAUGCAAAAGUGGCAGUACAUUUUCAUGUUUGUCUUUGUCAACUGCUGGACGGUCAUGAUUCAUGAUGGCAACUUUAUCUCCCGCUCCACUGUGAUCAACACCACCGCUCACCACACUGUGCACCAUUUGUACUUCAACUACAACUAUGGCCAAUACUUUACUUUUUGGGAUCGUUUGGGUGGAUCGCAUCGUGAGCCCACUGAUGAGCAAUACAAUGCCGAGCUUCGAUCUGACAAGAAGGUGUGGGCUCAACAAGCCAAGGAAGCCGAAUCCAUUGAAGCUGAAGUGCUUCGUAAACGCAACAAGCAAAAAUCCAACUAG
Molecule: messenger RNA, 939 nt
Organism: Lichtheimia ornata
Lineage: Eukaryota; Fungi; Mucoromycota; Mucoromycetes; Mucorales; Lichtheimiaceae
Exons: 5
Coding region: 1-939 (312 amino acids)
Biological process (GO): lipid biosynthetic process
Molecular function (GO): iron ion binding; oxidoreductase activity
Source: RefSeq, a predicted model, not a curated record